Cololabis saira (Pacific saury) is the source of this 3982-nucleotide messenger RNA. RefSeq names its product protein FAM13A-like. Gene Ontology annotation, biological process: signal transduction. The transcript is spliced from 21 exons. The coding region runs from base 205 to 3066 and encodes 953 amino acids. The record is from RefSeq and is a predicted model, not a curated record. NCBI's taxonomy places the organism in Eukaryota, Metazoa, Chordata, Actinopteri, Beloniformes, Belonidae.
GGUAACAUAAACACUUUUCCUGGGGAGUUACGGUUAGAAGUGAGCUAACUACGCUACCUCGGAAGAAGUGUUUUCACUUGUUUUAAGCCUGUCGUUGGAAUGCGAGGAGAGUUGCAAUAAUUACUGGAUCAUCAUGUCCAAACGGGGGAUUAUACUUUCCAGUCCAGAAGCGGAUCGGUGUCCCGGUACGCUGAGCAGAAGAUAAUGGGCGCAAGCGCAUCGUUGUCCAUCUGUACCGACAGAUCUUCAGUGAGAGUCCUGAAGCCCAUUUCUAAGGUCGGCCCAACCCAGCUUUCAGAGUCUGAAAAGCCCCCCAGUUGUGUUUUUGGUGUUACUUUGGAAAAACUAAGGCAAGAUGGGCAGAUGAUCUCAGGAAUACCUCUUGUAUUAAAAGACAUGGUGGAGUACCUGGAUAAGAAUGGGCUGCAGCACAGAGGCUUGUUCCGUCUGUGUGGAUCGGUGGUGCGGACCCGGCAGCUGAGGCAGCGGUGGGAUCAUGGAGAGCGGGUUGACCUGGAACACGAGGGCGAUGUGCCCACUGUUGCCUCCCUCCUCAAGCUCUUUUUUCGAGAGCUGCCUGUCCCCAUAGUUCCUGACUCCUUGCGCAAACAGAUGGUUCUGAGCCUAACAGGAUAUGCAGAUGAGUCAGAGCUGAACCAGAGACUGAAAGAAGAUCUUUGGCACCUCCCUGAUGCCAAUAUUUUGUCUUACCUCAUUGACUUUCUGUCCAGAGUAGCCACUCGCAGCCAAUUAAAUCACAUGCCUUUGGAAAAUCUGGCAAUGAUCUUUGGGCCGUGCAUAUUUCGUGUUCCAGCAGGUCCCAGGAUGCUGCAGGAGCAGAGUGUGUGUAACGCCCUGUUGCUCCACCUUCUCAGGCACCAAGCCGUUCUCUUUCCAGUCCCAUCUGAGGCCUCUGCUGCCUCCAUUGGCUCUUCAUCUCCCCCUCCCCCUGCUCUCUCUCCUCUCUCCCACUUUGAGGUUCAAUCCAACAGCUGGGACUCAGAGCAAAGCAGCAUGGGGAGAGUUGAGGGAGACGCUUCAGUCACUGAGACCAGUGCUUUUGAACGACCAACUUGGAUGCAACUCAACAGCUCUGACGUCAGUACUGACAUUCAGGCACGGAUUGCAAACCAGGAGGCUCGGAAGGGGAGCAGAGCGGCCGGCUGCCCCGCUGACCCGGAGCCAGAGCUGCUGCAGCAGCAGAGCAGACAGGCUGCAGACGUCCAAACGGAGCCACCGGGGAUGGACUGUCCAAUGACCUUUUCACAGACGCCACAAAUACCACCAUUAAAAGAGAAAGAGAUGGAAGAAGUAAAGACGGCUUCCUCACCCAUCAAAGAUACCUGUUCGGCUUCUCCAGAUGCAGGAAAAAACAGGAAUAUAGCAACUGAAUCACCAGAUAAAACACAAAGCCAACAUGCAGAGAGUCUGCUGUGCUGCUUGAAUUACAAAAAAGAAGAUAAAGCCACAGUCUCUCAGUACAAGAGAAGUAGAGGAGGAGGAUGUCUUGGUUCCCCUGACAUACAUAGUGAUGUUAACGGCGCUAACAGCUAUGACAGUCCCUCCCUCAAGCUACAAGCUCUGGAAGCUGAUUCAGGACCCCCACCAGAGCUAGUGGACCCCCAAGCUCCGUAUAACCCUCCUGCUCAGCAACAGCCUCCGUCUGCUGAAGCACACCACCUUUAUUUGGGCUACACACCGCCUUUGUCCCCAUCCCAGGAGCAGCACACAGUCAACUCCUCAAAACCUGUUCACAUGCCAGCUCCGACCGCAUCGGAAGCCAGCCCCGUAUUUUCCUCCGACUCUUGUUCCGAGGAACUUUCAGGAGAAGGUCGAUUGCUGAGUCCACCAGUCCCCAAUGCCAGUCCGCUUCUUUCUUAUUUUACGACAAGCGACUGCCCCAUUCCUUCCCCACGUUAUCACGGUCUGCGCUACAGCGUAGACCCUGAAACAGUUCCGUCUCCACUGCGCUCACAGCACAUACGCAUGGCUCGCUGCAGUGUCUAUACAGAGCAAGGUGAUGGGUCUUUGUCCAACUCAAAGCUCAAUAGACACAUUCACACUCUCAGAAAGAGAAUCAGACGUUUUGAGGAACAGUUUGAACAGGAGAGGCGCUAUAAGCCGGCUUACAAUGACAAAACUGCACAUCCAGAAGUGGCCAAACUGUUGAAGGAGCUCAUUAAGAGUCGCAAGCAGCUAAAAGAGAUGAACCUGAGACAGUCAGAAGAAUCAGGACUGAAGGGAGUUCGAGGUUUCAGUCCCAGACAUGAAACAUGGAGGACAAAUAUAGACCAGAGGGAGCCUGCACCAAGAGGAAUGGGGCUGCAGCAACUUAAUAACAACAGCAACGCCAAAGCCAAUGUAGAGGAAACAGUCAACACGAUCGCUAACAGGCUGAAGGAAAGACGGCGAGAGCUGGGCCUGCCUGACAGCAUUAAGGAGAUGUCCCAUUUCCAGAUGGGCAUGGAGAAGACCUGCAUGCAGAAGUGCUUGCUCUACUUUGAGGGUCUGCACGGGCGCCCGAGUACCAAGCAGGAGCGCACACUGAUGAAACCUUUCUACGAUCGCUACCGUCUUCUCAAGCAGCUGCUUUACUCUGCUUCCACAGCAGCCAUUACAACCAUAGAAGAAGAGGAAGACUCUGAUGAAGAACACAGCAAACAGCGAAGCCCCAGGACGCCACUUUGGUUGAGAUCGCCCGGGUGUGUGUCCUCAAACGAGCUGCAAUUUUUGCCUUCCCUGGAAAUGUCUGAAACGCCCCUGGUUUCUCCGCUGGACGAGUUGAAGAGUGUCCAGUCACAGAUCAACACCAUGGCAACAUUGCAUGAAGCUUCAAGACAAGAAUUACUGGAUCAUCUCAGGAUGGUUCGAUUAGAGAAGCGGAGACUUCACCAAGUGCUCCGGGAGUUUGAAGACCAUUUCUACAUUCAGACUGGCAGGGCUUGUCAGAAAGAGGACCGUGGACCAAUGGCAGAGGAGUACUGCCAGUAUAAGAACCUCAAAGCCAAGCUCCGUCUACUGGAGGCCCUGCUCAGUAAAAAACAGGACUCAACCAAGACAAGUUGAGUUACUCACAGUGGGACUUUUAUUCAACCUAACAGAACUCAGUCACUUCAGAAAAAAUAGGUUGUUAAGCUGAUGAGUCAUGUUUCAUGCUGUGCUCAUUAUGUAAAUGCACUUUACAAGAAGAAAACUGAUAGAAACUGUUGACAGUCUGAAUAAAUACUUGCCCAAAAACGCAUCCCUCAUCAUUCAGGCCGCAGAUGAUGGACCCAUUACAACAAGUCUAGGCUAUGUAGCACAACUCUAUAUUUUAAAGAUGAACUGUUGUGUUAACUCGAUGUUGGUUAUGUUUGAGUCAUUUUAUGAUCAUUUCAUGUCCACUAUGACACUUUGUAACUCACUUUUUUUCCCCAUGUCAAAAUACAGUUUUUGUCCAUAUUUAAUGAGUAAACUGCAUUUAUGAAAGUGCUGCCUUGGCAAAAAAAAAGGAAAUUUAAAAAAGAAUGCACAAGCUUAAAUACAAUAAGUGAGGCGAUCUUGCAGUGUUUGUGCAUGUCAGUUUUUUAGUCCUACAUUGUGCUAUGAUAUGCAUUCAGAAUUUCAUACAUGAUCAAAGCUGUGACCAUGAGAUUUAAAUGUUGAUGUUGGAAAAUAUGCUUUGAACGUAGGCAUCAUAGUGCAAGUUUUUGCUGUCAAAUAUGUGUUUGCCCUCCUUUUUUCCUCAUGAAAUUUCCCGCCUGUUUUGACAAUGAUCGGAGCUUUUGCCAUUGUGCACUUCUGGUUUAUAUAGUUUUCUAUAUAUUUCUCUAUAUAUGAAUGUAUAAAAAAAACAAAAUAAAUAUUUUUUCACAUUUAUUCUGCUAAACACAGUUUAUGGUUCUAUUUUCUUUCGUUCCACUGACAACAACAUAAGAGUGACUGUUUCAGAGAAGGUUACCAUGGUUAAAGUUCUGUCAAUUUUCUCAUGCUCGUGAGAACU